UUGUAUAUCGGGGAUGUCACGGGUUAUCCAAAAUCUGAACUUUUUUCGACCCGAAACCCCGUUCCAGGUGGUUUCCAAAACCAGUUUUUUACCUCUUUUCUAACUGACCGAUCCGAAACCCUGUCUUUUUCCGGCCCGCGACAUUUUUGUAUCUUGGAUGUAUUUUGGAUAUCUUUAACAAAAAUUUUAUUUUUCUUUUUUAUUGAGAUAACGAAAUUUCUUAAGUUGCCUUUAUUCUUCUAUAAUUUAACAUUUUUAUACAAAUUUCUGAUCGCCUUCUUUUUCUCUUAUUAACAUGCUUAAAUAAUUUUUUAUCACAUUUUCUGUGAUUUAAUUAAUCUCUUUUAUCUUAAUAAUUAUUCUUAUACCCAUUUUUCUGCCUUAUCCAAAUUAUAAUAGCCUAGUGAAUGUUAAAGACUGGGGAAGUGAGAAUUUUUCCCUUUAAACAGUUGUCGAUAUUUUGAAUCGUUUUUAGGAUAUAUUUGACUCUUUACUCCCUCCAGUCUUUAAUUAAUUAUCUUUUUGUAAUAAUUUUAUAAUAUUUUUUUAAUUAAAAAUUUACAAUUUAACUGAUUUUUUGUUCUUUUUGUUUUAACAAUAUUUAAUAUAUUUUUAACAUUCAAUUUUUAUUAAUUUUUAGAUUUUAAUUAGUAAAUGUCGACAGAUAGAAGCUUAAGAAGGAAGCGAAAUGCUGCGGAAGUGGCGGGAUCAAAUGUCCAAAAUCAAAUGAAUGAGCAACAGAAUGAGUUUAAUUUUUCUGAUCAAGAACAGCCAGGAGUAGACAACUAUGCACUCAAAAGAUUGAAAAAUAAUGCUGCAGUAAAUAAAACGAGACAAAAGAAACGUUUGGAGCAAGAAAACACUUCUAAACGUGUAAAAGAAUUGAGAGAAGAAAAUGCCCAGUUAGAGAGAUCGCUUGAUUCUAUGCGUAGAGAAUUGGCAUUACUCAAGGAAAUGGUUGUUGUGUGUGCUGCUAAAGGUGAUGCUCAUCAACCGGUGCAAAAGGAUUUGUCGAACAAUAAGAGAAUGAAGGGAGGACGUUAA
Messenger RNA from Meloidogyne enterolobii, 1044 nucleotides. Lineage: Eukaryota; Metazoa; Nematoda; Chromadorea; Rhabditida; Meloidogynidae. The record is from the annotation of a GenBank genome assembly.